Messenger RNA from Tigriopus californicus, 2626 nucleotides. RefSeq lists its product as uncharacterized. NCBI's taxonomy places the organism in Eukaryota, Metazoa, Arthropoda, Copepoda, Harpacticoida, Harpacticidae. The record is from RefSeq and is a predicted model, not a curated record. The transcript has 3 exons. Bases 1511 to 2608 code for a protein of 365 amino acids.
UCUGUAAUCUCAUCGUUGUACGGAACAGGCCAGGUUUUGGAUCAACUUUAAGGCUCGCUUAAUUUUACAUCUCAGUUAAUUCCAGAUCCCACUGGGCGUUAUGGUACCUUGGUCGAUGGAAACAAUUUUGACGGCAUGGUGGGCAUGAUUCAAAGCGGCAAAGUUGACAUUGGAUUGUACUAUCUUUCACACAAGAGCGUCUGCUAGCAAUUGAACUUCUGGAACCAUGUUGGUACACUACUUUCGGUACUCCAUAAAACUGUAUUCCCCUUGCACUACUCCUAAAUCCAAGGAGGCAACAAUCCCACAUGAUUAUCAUCCUCUUCCAUGAGGACGGUCUGCACUGUGCACAUUGGCGCGAUCGAACAGCUGAGCCAAACAAUCGCUCUCCCUAACUCAAGCACUCACUCACUCGUUGGCCUUCGUUCCCGGUCUUUCUCUUUUUCCUGUGUUUCUUCGCGGCUCGGAACUUGGAACACUGGGCAUCAAGACUCGCAACUCACUCCUCAGUUGGACCUUGGCAGUGGAACAAGGACCACUGUGUUCUAGUUCUAGGUGUUGAAAGGAGAAGGAAGAGGAAGAAGAAGAAGAAGAAGAGGAGGAGGAGAAAUGAACUCUUUUCGGCUAUUUUUAUCCCACAUGAGGGAUUUUCCCGGUAGCCGUUAGUGAGAACGACCAAAAGGCGACAAGAACUCUUGGGACAAAAGGAGCAGAACACGGUCCCAGUCCGAUAUUUGCCUGUAGUUCGAUUGCAGUCUGCGUAUGGAUGUUCCUAAAUCGAAUGUGCCUUUAAACUCGCACAUGAAAUCGGCCACGGAUACACGGAUAUCCUCGUAACGUUUUGAAUCAGGUGUGUUCUCCAUGUGCCUGGAAGCUCUGGAUCGGGCAUAAUUAAUUCCUCAGUCAAAAACAAACAGUGUCUCAUUUUUCAUGCCCGUCGCGCUUGGAAGUAGUGAACGAUCUGUCCAAUAAAGCGGGUUCCAAGAGUCCCGCAACAGAUCCUGUCAUUGCACUUGCUCCACUUGCACAUGGGAAAGAAGACGGUAAAUCCAAGCCAGCUGGUGUCCACGAUGUCAGGAUAAGGAUCAAGAUUGGCCGUCAAAGUAAUCCUCGUUCACAGUGCUCGUCUCUUGUCCUCUCCUCCCUAUGUGGAUCUGGGGAAUAACUGUUCGACGUCUUUGGCAUAAACAAAUUUGUUCCGAAUUGAUCUAGGGAUGUGCCAAGUGUGAAUAUCUUGUACUGUUCCUCUGAAUUGAAGAAGUACACGGAAAAGGUCUGAUGGAACAAGCUCGAGAAGAAGGAUGAAGUUAUACCGUGUUGUUUCAACAUGGUCAUGUGGACUGAAGCUCAAUUCUGUGGAAUGAGAUCUUUAACGUGGAACUGAUCUGAGAUGGAAGGCACUUGACAUGAAACAAAGGAAAUCGAUAACCCGUGGAACCAGCUAUUUCCAAGAGCACACAUAAGUUUGCAUAAAUGACUUUGCUUUGAAACAAGUCUUCAGAGCAGAACGAUGAGGCAGGGUCACGUGUACGAGCCUUUAUUGGCCCAGGUUCCCACGCACAUUCCUCCUCGGGUUCCAAUUCCUCCUUAUCCCACCAAUGUGAAUCCAAACAGUCCCUACUACGUUCCGUGCAAAUGUGAUUAUCUCAAUCAGAUUCGUUACUACAACCAUCGAAAUAACGAGUUCUACUAUCACACCGCAGCUGUGGACCACAACUAUUCGCCUCAUCAAGCACAUCCUCCCCCACCUCCUCAUCCCCUUCACUCUCCUAUGGCCCAAGGGAUCGGAGAAACGGAAGACAUCGGCAAUCUGACACAGGCUUUCCCUCCUCAUCCAGUCUACUAUGAUCCCUAUGGGCCUUACGUUCCUCCCGUGGGACAUUAUCCCAACGCGUAUUAUCCGCCACCUGGUCAUCCAGGCUAUCAUAACCUCGAGGCUGGAAUCUGUGAACUCGUCCUGGUCAUCUUGGCAUUACUACUAUGGUUAUAUUCCUUCUUCCGUCUAUACAGGGUGUGGCAGAGGACCUUAAACUUCAGCGAAUCAUCUAUUCAGGGACCACAAGGCUGGGAUCUGCUCGUGAACUGGAUCAUGGAACGCAUCCGAGUCAAGAAGCUAAAAGUGCCCGGUAUGAACGUUCGAGGUCGCAACAAGAACAUGCGGCGGGACGCAGUUUGCGAGUCCAUAACCGAGGUUGAACCGCCUCCCAUAGGCGUGCCAGACAUUCCCAAGGUCGCUCUGAGUCGUGUAGCCACUCCGGACGAAGCUGAACGCGGCGCUGUGGGCGUGCACUCGGGUUCGAGUCCCGUCGUGAACCACCCAAGUUCCGUCGAGAAUCUCCGUGCUGUGACUAAAACGUGUUAUGAAAACGAGCUCAGUCGAGACGAAAUCUCCACCAUUUCUUCGCUUAAGCAAGAAAUCGAGCUGAUGACUCAGGCUCGAACUCCGACUCAACGAGUCCGAUUACAGGCCUCGGGCAAACAAAGAAGCUUGUGCGAGACCUCUUCGUCCUCUGAUCGAGUCCAUCCUUAUUUAGAUAAUGAUAACCAAAUCAUCCGCUCAGCUCAGUCAAGUGAAACAUUACAUGAUGUUCAUAAUCGAAUUGAAUAAAUAGGUAUUUAUUGUGUC